CCUACUGGCUUGACUCCCCUGCCCCUCCCACUUUGUCUCCACGCUGCCUCCAUGUGAACUUGUGGCCUCUCUCCCCUCCUCUCAUGUCAACAAGCUGUGGUAGUUCCAUUCCCAUUAAAUACCUCUCUCUUCCACUCUGCUCCCAAUCUCUUCCCCCUCCCUCCACUGCUUCUUAAAAAUCCAAACUUUAGUCAGUCUGCUUUACCAAAAUUCAAACUUUAGAUCUACCAAUGGCUUCUCUCCUCUCUCCCACUAUCCUUCUUCUCUUUCUCCUCUUCCUCCACCUCAAUUUCUCCCUUUCCUUCUCCUCCCCUGCUUCCCAACUCCAAAAAUCCGAGCUUCUGAGCAGAAGAAAGUUCAUCUCCAUGGAGGAUGAGGAGAAACCGGCCUCAAAACCCCUCCUUCCCAAGAAAAAACCCAUCUUGGAGACCAAAAACCAAACCAAACUCAUUAAACCCAAGAAAAACAACUCCACCACCACCAUUCCCUCCGCCGCCACCCCGAAAUCCAAGCUCAACAAAACACUCACCUCCACCCCCAGAACCUCCAAUUACACCAAGCUCGUCAAACCCACCAAGUUGACAAAAUCCAAGUCCAACUCCACCAAUUCCGCCAAAUCCGAGCUCAAAUCCCUCAAAUUAUCCUCCAAUUCCACCAAAUCUUCCAAGAAAAUCCUAGAUCCGCCCCUUCCCAGGAACAAGACCACCACCCCCAAACCUGCCACCGCCGGCGAGAAGAAUGCGAAACCGAAGCCGAAGUCCGCCACCGCCAAACCGGAACCCUGGCUCGCCGGCGACGAGGGCGACGACCUCAUCGCCGAGGUCCGCGGCCUACCAGCCCGCCUUCAAGAAUCCCUCCUCCCCGACCUCGAGCGUCUCUCCACCACCUCCAAAGCCUACCUCUCCCGCGCCAACCGCGGGAUCGCCGAGGGCGUCAAGCCCUUUGUGGGAAAAAGUUUCGCUCCCAAAAUAGCCUCCAUCGCCUCCGUUCUAUUUCUCGUUCUGCCCCUGCUUCUCGUCACCGCGCUCUUCCGCCGCCUCCGCUCCUACCUCUCCCUCCACCGGCUCCUCGUCUUCAUCCAGGCCUACCUCGCCAUCUACUUCGCGACGCUCGCGAUCACCGCCCUGGUGACGGGCCUCGAGCCGCUGAGGUUUUUCUACGCGACGUCACCGUCAUCGUACGCGUGGACGCAGGCGGUGCAGACGUUCGGGUAUUUGGUAUACUUGGUCGUGCAGCUGAUCGAUUUGGUGGUCGUAUUCUCCGCCGGCGAGGCGGUGGGGGCGGGGGCGAGGGUGUUGGGGCUGGCGCAAAUGCUGGUGGGGUUGGCGGUGGGGAUGCACUACUAUGCGGCGGUGUUCCACCGGGCGGUGACGGGAGAUCCCCCACGGGCCAACUGGCGUGUCCACGCGGUCUACGCUUCGUGCUUCCUCGUGAUCUCCGCGUGCGCGCGGGCGGAGCGCCGGAAGAAGACCUACCUCAACGACGGAGGAGAAGACGGAAAGAAAAGCUAAAAAAAAAAAUUUAAAAAUAUCGGGACAUUUUGGGAACGACGUGAGGGCAUAAUGGGAAGAGGAAUAAUGUUAUUAUUAUGUUAUAUCAUUUUACAGGACUCUUGACCGGUGGGAGAAUCUUGUCGGUGGAGGGUAGGGUGGGAAACUUUUAUUUUUUCUGCUGUUUGAUUUUUUUUUUUUAAUUUAGUUUAAACUUUUAUCAGUGGUAUGAAGGCAGAUUGGGAAUAAAGUAGGGGUAUUUUGGGAAUGUUUGUAGUGUCGGUGGCAUGGUGGGCUUGGAAAAUCUGAUUUUUCUAUUUUUGGGUGGUGAGUUGGUUUAUCUGUGCAAAUAACAGGGGUGUCUGGGAACAAAAGCAAAUUUUACAAGGUGGGAGAUAUUUUAGGAAGAAUUCUUAAUGUGAGGGAUUCAAAAAAAAAUUUCUUCAAGUGAGGGCCAGGGGGAAUAUAGUGUUGUGAAAUUGUAAUGGAAGCAAUAAGAGGAUCAAUAAAACAAAAGUAUUUUU
This is a messenger RNA of Elaeis guineensis (African oil palm), 2014 nucleotides long. RefSeq lists its product as uncharacterized. NCBI's taxonomy places the organism in Eukaryota, Viridiplantae, Streptophyta, Magnoliopsida, Arecales, Arecaceae. The record is from RefSeq and is a predicted model, not a curated record.